Messenger RNA from Gaeumannomyces tritici R3-111a-1, 2910 nucleotides. RefSeq names its product Ulp1 protease. Gene Ontology annotation, molecular function: deSUMOylase activity. The coding region runs from base 1 to 2910 and encodes 969 amino acids. Lineage: Eukaryota; Fungi; Ascomycota; Sordariomycetes; Magnaporthales; Magnaporthaceae. Gene Ontology annotation, biological process: protein desumoylation. Gene Ontology annotation, cellular component: nucleus. The record is from RefSeq and is a predicted model, not a curated record. The transcript has 4 exons.
AUGCCCGUCACCACGGGAAGAAAGAGAAGAGCCUCGAGCUCAGAGGCAGAGCUCCGCGCAGCGCUCCAGGAGGAGCGACCCAGCCUUUGGGGCUGGGCCCAGACGGUACUACGGUCCGUCUACAAGACCGUGACCGGUGCGCUGGGCUUCGGCCUGGUCACUGGUGCGGCCUCGGCACCCGUAGCCGCAGCUGGCGCUGCGCAGACCAUACUGGUGGUCGAGACGAGUGCCUCCUCCCCGUCGGGAGACACGUGGGUGAAGCGCCGCAAGGCGCUCCGCGUGUUCGACCGCGGUGAGGAGGCGCCGCGUAAGCCGCCGGUGAGAUUUCCUAGCGGGUUCAGCCCGAAGAACAGGAAGUUUCCCAGGUGCAGCCCGGUGUUCGCGCCGGUAUCUCAACCGCCAGUUGGCCAGCCAGCUCCAGUCGCGACUAGGGCGGCCGAGUCGAGUGAGGCUCUUGUGCGUGCUGCCGCCGCCGCCGCCAACGCCACCGCCGUCGCUUCCUGGGGACCGCGCCCGGCAGUUGCCCAGCUGAGGCAGCUGCACGUCCGGCGGGCACCCACCCGGGAAGGCGCGUCCCGGCCCCUGCCGCAGCAGGCCCUCGUCCCGGCUGGCGUGCCAGCAAAGACCCCACAGCGUCCGCUGAAGGGCAUCCUGAAGCACCCGCCGACGCUGCGGUGGGAAAGGCUGCGCCGCCAGCAGCGCGUCGAGGGAGUCGUCGCCGGCGGCCGUUGCGUCGUUUUCAGGAACACGCCUCUGCCAUCGCCCGCGCACGCUCCGCUGCCGCUGCUGUUGCCCGCCGAGUUCAAUUGGCGCGGCCACUUCAGCGUCCCAAGCCCGUCGCCGUCGUCGAGCGACGAGGAGGAGGAGGAGGAGGAGGAGCCCAGCCGCUCGGGGCCUGUCACACCCCACUCACCCCCCACCCAGCACGUCGCGGACAUCUCACAAUCCGCCAAGGACGCUGCUUCUCUCACAAACACCGCUCCCGACUCUACCAGCAUCCCAGCCCAGCCUAAGGACAUCAAGCCUAUCGCGUCGUGCAUCGAGCACCCAGUAGAGACGCGCCAGCCGAUCAUAUCAACAUCGGCUCAGGUAGAGAAGGCGGCGCAGAUUGACAUCCCUGUGCCCGCCAUGGACCCCUCCAGCACCAGCACCAUGAGUGCCCCAAAGAGGCCGUCCGACUCGAGCCGUCUCGCUCAGACGCCGAUGCGGCAAGCUCCAGCAAGGAUAUGGAACAGCUUCCAGACCCCGCAGCCAUCGCGCGCGGAUGCACUCGCCAGGAGCAGGCAAGUUUCCGGUAGCUCGUCACGGCUUCCUCUCAAGCUAUUCCGCCCCGGCCUCGCGGCCUCGCAACGUGUCGGCGCACAGGCAGAAGGACCUGCCGCCACAUACACAGACACACGCGCCUCUACAUCCUCGGACAGCACGCCACGCCCCACUGCUUCCGAUCUACGCGAUGGUUUCCCCUCUACAGCGCCAGACCGCAUGGACGUUGAUAUGUCUGGAAACCACUUCAUCGCACGCACACCCUAUUCCGCUCUGCAAUCAUCGGCAAGAAAGUCCAGAUUCAGAGCGCCGUCACAUGCCACAGUGACGCCCCGGAAGAAGAGUAUGGAUGCUCAUGACUUCUCACUCAUCGGCGAGUCGCCUGAGUCUACGGCGCCGCCAACCCCGGAGGCCAAACCAACUUCGCCAGAAGCGCGCCGCAAAGAGAUGCUAGCCUUCUUUGCUGAUGAUACACGCAACAUCCGCGCCCCCGAGAUUGAGACUGAGGACGAGGUGGACUCCCCCAACAAGAUGGAGCAGUCAUCUACUACCCGUUCACUAGCUCAUUCGCCGGAUGAUUCGCCGCGACACCACCCACCGCGAUCGGACUCAUCGUCCUCUGCAGCAUCUCAGCCGAAUUCGCCGCAGGCACCGUCACAUUCCCCGUCCCCACAUGUCCCCUCCAAGCCUGAAGACGAUCUUGAUUUCCCGUCUUUCCCAGCCCUUACCAUCAGCUCGGGCAAGGAUGACGAGCUCGCUUGCGCCGUCCAGCUCCGUAUAGAAGCCGAGGAGGAAGAGGAGAGAGAGCAAGCCAGGCGUGCCGAGGAGGAAAGGCGCAAGGCCGAGGCAGAAAGACUCGAGAAGGCGGAGAAAGAACGCCUCGAGCGAACCGGAGGCCUGCGACUCCCUAAUGCCGACAUUGUUCAGCAGAUCUCACAGGGGUGGCACUCCAAGAUCGCGGACAGUACCCGGGUUAGAGAGACGAUGGUGUUGGCCAAGUCGGCUGAGGGAACCGAGAUUCUUGGUCGCGACUUCCGACAGGUUGUCCCACCCACCGUCUGGCUGAACGACGAGAUCGUCAACUCGAGUCUGUCAUACGUGGCAAAGUACAUUAAUGACAAAACCGGCACUAAGAGCGCGGUCAAGUGUGUACUUCUCAACACAUACUUCUGGAAGCACCUCAGCGAUCGCGGACCCAACAGCACACAGCGGUGGCUCCGAAGACUGGGCGUCAACCCAGGAAACUUCCUCACCGUCGAGACAUUCCUGAUCCCAAUCAACCUCGGGAACUCGCACUGGACGCUGGGCAUCGUUCGGCCGAAGCAGGGCGUCGUGGCACACAUGGACUCGCUCGGGCAGCAAGGCGCCGGGAGCCCCCGGAUCGCAGCCACGCUCCUCAAAUGGGUCGAGACGUUCCUCGGACCUCGGUACAUCGAGGCCAACUGGAAGAUCCGCAACUACGAGUCACCCAGACAGACCAACUCACAUGACUGUGGAGUGCACACCAUUACCAACGGCUUCUGCGUCGCCCUCGACAUCGAUCCCUCGCAGUACCAGGCCAGAGACAUGCCCCAGCAGCGCCUGAGACUCGCGGGUGUUCUAUUGAACGGCGGCUUUACCGGCGACUUUGACAUAUCUGAUAUCUGA